UGUACUGUAAGGUUAUGGCGCUAGUACGUCUUGCACACUGCACGCUGGGCGUAUCUCACUAUUCUCUAUCAGUAUUAGCAGGCAGAUCAAGAAUGUUGCGGGUUUGUGCAAGGCGUCUGUUAUGCACCAGUUCGACAGGUUCUCACAAGUCAGGCAAUUUCGAUCCAGACAAGGUAAUCCGAGUAACUGAGGGAAACUCCAUCAAGCGUGUGUGGAAGAUUCUAAGAGAUGAUGUCACAAAACUUCCAGGUCAGUCAGUCGCUGACAUUAAGGUCCCAUAUGAAACCGAUAUUGUCAUUAUUGGUGGUGGCAUCAUGGGCAGUGCAAUUGCAUACUGGCUGAAGCAAAGAAAUCCUAAAGGCUUCACUUGCACUGUUGUAGAACAGGACCCAAAAUAUACUCAGGCAUCAACAGUGCUGUCUGUAGGAGGCAUUCGUCAGCAGUUCUCCUCUCCAGAGAACAUUCAGAUGUCAAUGUUCAGCGCUGACUUCCUCCGGAACAUCCGUAAACAUCUGAGCGUCUUAGACAGUGAUCCACCUGACAUCCAGUUUAAUCCACAGGGCUAUCUAUUCCUUGCCUCUGAGGCUGGAGUACAGACUCUCCAGGAGAACCACACAAUACAGAAGGAACAUGGGGCCAAGGUGGUCUUGCUGAAUGAGUCACAGUUAAAGAGCAAAUGGCCAUGGCUUCACACAGACGGAGUAGUGAUGGGUUCUUAUGGUGUAGAGAAUGAAGGCUGGUUCGACCCAUGGUCCCUACUGAGCGCCUUCAAAAAGAAAGCCAUGUCCCUAGGAGUGCAGUACAUUAAAGGUGAAGUUGUUGGAUUCGAGUUUGAGAAGAUAGAGGGCGCCAUGCUUGCGGAGACCGAUGAACCAUACAUGAAGAGCAAGAACGUGCUUAUCAAGGCCGAUGAUGACAACGUCUACCCGCUGCAGUUCGCCAUCUGUGUCAACGCUUGCGGCCACAACGCCGGUAGCGUCGCCAAGAUGGCCGGAGUCGGCGCACACAAGACGCACUCGGUGCUCAAGGUCGGCCUUCCCGUCGAGCCACGCAAGCGCUACGUCUACAUGGUGCACGCGCCGACGGGGCCCGGCCUCGACUGCCCCGUGCUGAUCGACUCGAGUGGCUCGUACUUGCGCCGCGAGGGGCUUGCCGGCAACUACCUGAUGGGAGCGUCGCCGGCGAGCGACGACGAGCCGGAUACGAGUGAGUUGACGGUCGACUACGACUUCUUCAACAAUCGCGUGUGGCCCGAGAUCGCGCACCGCUGCCCGGACUUUGAGGAGCUCAAGCUGAAGUCGGCGUGGGCCGGCUACUACGACUACAACACGCUCGACCAGAACGUGAUCAUCGGACCGCACCCCGUGCAUGGCAAUUUCAUCUUCGCAAACGGCUUCAGUGGACACGGCAUCCAGCAGGCUGCUGCGGUGGGGCGAGCUGUUAUGGAGGUGUUGUUUGACGGCGGCUACAAGACGAUCGAUCUGACGCGUUUCGGGUUCGAGCGUGUCAUCGACAAUCGACCUCAGUUCGAGAAGUGCGUCGUAUGAGUGCUAACUACGUUUGGGCGCUUUUUUAAAGAUAGGCAAUUGUAAUGUCCCAUCCGUUUUAAAUGAAAAGAAGUGCAUUCGUGUGAAUGCUGAUAACCCAAAUCCAGGUUUUGGUGCUUGCAGGAAAGUGUCGCAUGUGCUUCAUGUGCGUUUUUAUGCUGCCAGAGAUGGUAAUGUGUUACGAGGCUUCAACAUGGCACAGAUUGAUUGUAAUGGAUCGUAGCAUGGUCUUCAUUGCACCAAGGUUUGAAACCAAAACCAAAAAAUUUAUAACAAAUGGUACUCGCUCUUGAUUUGCUACUUAAUGAUUUUGACUGUAUGCAAAUGUUUCGCAUAUAUAUAUAUAUAUAUCAAGAGUACAUAAUAGAGAAGAGUAUGACACCGUUUUGCAUAGUUUUCAA
Messenger RNA from Priapulus caudatus, 1948 nucleotides. RefSeq names its product FAD-dependent oxidoreductase domain-containing protein 1-like. Gene Ontology annotation, molecular function: oxidoreductase activity. The record is from RefSeq and is a predicted model, not a curated record. NCBI's taxonomy places the organism in Eukaryota, Metazoa, Priapulida, Priapulimorpha, Priapulimorphida, Priapulidae. The transcript has 7 exons. The coding region runs from base 15 to 1547 and encodes 510 amino acids. Gene Ontology annotation, cellular component: cytoplasm.